CACGUUUGCGCAUGACCGCAUAGAAAUCAUUCACUGAUUCACAUUCGCAGACGGUCGGGCGAAAGGUGGACGCAAGGCUCGGGAACUCGGAAGCGUUCAAACUUCAAAGAGUGUUUCUUGCGCCUUGACGUCGGACCGUCCCACUCAAUCCGUAAUUCGCCGGUUUAUCGCUAAUGACUUUGAACAUCUUUUCGUCUGUCUGAUCGCGCAGUGCCGCCGUCCGGACGAGACGUCGCCCGGUGAAAAAAUCAGGAAAAUUUUGUCUUAUUUUACUGUCAGUGAAAACCCACAGAAAAUGGACUGGAUCGUCUCCGGGAUCUCGUCCCUGCUCAAUCUUUCCAACUGGUACAUCGGAAGUGCCUUCUGCUCGGGAUACAUCCUUUAUUAUCUUUUCGAGGUUGUUAAGAAACCUAGGCUCGCUUGUUCUGAUGGGAAUUUCAAGAAUUUCUUAGAGAACAAGGUUCCACUGCUGCAAGAAAAGUUUUGGCCGACGUUUUGGUGUGUCGAGGCACGAGCUCAAACUCUUAUGGCUAGUUUUGUCAGAGCGACUGUAAUCCCCCAUAUUAAUUAUAGAAGAGAAAUUUUAACUCUGAAAGACGGAGGCGAAAUUUGUUUAGAUUGGCUUGAACCAAUUGAAAAUUGUCCUAAGAAUACACCAACUGUGAUUAUCCUUCCAGGUUUGACAGGAGCAAGUCAUGCAGACUAUGUGAAAGGUCUUGUACUAGCUGGAAAAAGUGUCGGUAUUAGAUGUGUCGUUUUUAAUCAACGGGGUAUCGGAGGAAUUACGCUAAAGACUCCGCGGACAUACUGUGCCUCGAAUAGUGAGGAUUUGGUUGAAGUGAUAGAUUAUGUGAGAAAGGUUUGUCCAGAUGCACCAGUUGCAGCGACCGGAAUUUCGAUGGGAGGGCUUAUUUUGGGCAAUUACCUUACAAGUGUACAGAAUUCGAACAGAGAACUGACAUGUGCCAUGCUCAUAUCUGUACCAUGGAACGUUCGUGUCGGAUGCGAAAGCAUUGAACAACCUGUUGUUAAUCUAAUGCUGAACAGACAUCUUGCUUCGUGUUUAUGCAAUAUUGUUAGGAAUGUAAGGCAUGUCAUCGAACCAGGCCCGUAUGCCAUUGAUGACGUUCUCAAAAGCAAAACAAUAAGAGAAUUUGACAGUAAAUUCACAGUUAAACAGUUCGGAUAUAAAGAUGUCGAUGAUUAUUACACACAUGCCAGCCUUCAUGAUAAAAUUCACAAAUUUAAAGUGCCUGUCUUAUGUCUCAGUGCUGCUGAUGACCCUUUUCAACCACUGGAUGGUAUCCCAGUUGAUGAAGCGAAUAAAAACGGUAAUGUAGGUAUUGUAGUUACAUCACGAGGAGGACAUAUAGGAUUCAUGGAAGGGUUCUGGCCCAUUUAUCAGAAUCAGUACAUGUUCAAACUGUUUGCCCAAUUUUUUGAUUCGAUGCUUGUCCACGAAGGUUACAAGAUAAUCAAGUAAACGGCAAUGGCUUAACACACACUUCAAAAUCAAUAAUAACUCUUUGUAAAAUUGUUUUUGUUUUAUGGGGAAUGGCAGGUCCUUAUCCCUCUAGUUUAUUUGUAUGAAAUCAGCUUUUUCAGAUUUUUAAAAAUACACGUUUUGUAAGUCGUAAGCAAAGUUUCACUACAAAUAAUUCACUCUUGAAAUUAGUUACUAGUGUACUAAAUAUUUUAGUAGAUUUGAUAUUAAAUUAAUAGACAAUUAAAAAAUAUUAUUUUUUAAAUAAUAACAAGCUCUCUUGUAAUGUAGAUACUAUCAAUGACUUUGAUUGAGUUAUUGCAAUUUUGUUUAAUUGUCAAAUUUGACCAUUUUAUAGUUUAUUACUAUUUAUAUUUAAUUUGUUUUUCUUUUCUUUAGAACUUUGUUAACAGCGUUACCACAUUGUGUUGUACGGUUACCAUUAAAUCUUUAUUUUUAAUAAUU
Molecule: messenger RNA, 1948 nt
Organism: Cimex lectularius (bed bug)
Lineage: Eukaryota; Metazoa; Arthropoda; Insecta; Hemiptera; Cimicidae
Gene: Hydr1
Product: phospholipase ABHD3
Exons: 8
Coding region: 296-1483 (395 amino acids)
Biological process (GO): medium-chain fatty acid catabolic process; medium-chain fatty acid biosynthetic process
Molecular function (GO): monoacylglycerol lipase activity; acetylesterase activity
Source: RefSeq, a predicted model, not a curated record